This is a messenger RNA of Linnemannia hyalina, 2175 nucleotides long. The record is from the annotation of a GenBank genome assembly. Lineage: Eukaryota; Fungi; Mortierellomycota; Mortierellomycetes; Mortierellales; Mortierellaceae.
AUGGACCUGUCCCUUGCUGAAGAGACCACAACCACCACCUCUACCGCCUUCACCUUCGCCUCCUCCUCCUCGACUUCUCCUUCCUCCCCUCAAGAACAACACGAUCAACAACCAGCAGAAGAAUCAAUUCUCACAGGAGCCGCUGCAGCUGCUGGCUCUGUUGGUACGUCCAUGGAUUUCUUCUUCCACGGCGCACUCGACCAGCUCCAAGGUGCAACCGAGCUCGAUGUCCAGCUUAACCCGCUUCUCAUGAACAGAGUUACCCAGCUCUGUCUGACAAAGAUAAGCAUCGCUUCCUCCGGACGAGAAUCUCUCCGCCGUGUCGCCCAGUUGUCAUGUUUCUGGCGUCGUCUUCAAUCAGAUAUGUUCUUCAUGCCGCUUCAGUCCGCACCACAGGCAGCCACCUCCCUCGACCCAAGCAACAUGUUUGCCACCCCCACCUCAGAACCCUUUGCCAUCUGGAACUGGCUUCAAGAUACCACGGGCCUCGAGCUCGAUUAUUUCAACCUGGGAAACGAGGCCAACAUGACCUCAACCGGGACCACUGGUUACACCACCCUCCUCAAUGAUCCUAACAGCGACCUCUCCUCCCCCUCGUUUUCCUCGACUGUAUCAUCAUCAUCAUCUCCGUUGCCAUCAGGCCAGCCCUUGUCCUCGCCCUCUUCAGAGUUCCCUAUCAUCUCAGCCAAUCUCUAUACCAACAACAGCAACAACAACUCUAUGGACUACUCAAGUACUAGUGCGACGGCAGCAUCCAUCAUGGCGUACACAGACUUCCCCGGCUGCAACAGUCCAAGUAGUAGUAGCAUCCAAACCUGUCAGCCGAUCGUCUCAUCCGCCGCACUUGCAGUCUCGGAUGCCCUUGCCUUCCAGUUGGCAUCUUUCCAAUCGCAAUCGGUUACACCUAUUUCGGGUGCAGUCGGCAACAGCACUUCAAUAUUGUCGCCCUCGCCCUAUACCAUUUCUACCGCAUCAGAGACCAGCCCAUCUGGCAGAGUCGACUCGUUCCUUCAAGGACUAGAGGGAAGACAAGAGUCGUCGUCAAGUCAGACCACAUCAUCCCAGUUGAACCUGCCACCCCAAAGCUACGCGGAGAAAUUCUCGAAGUCGAAUGACAUAUCACCUCAGGACGAAAUGGGAUCGUCUCCUGAAAAGACCGAGAUGGAUAUCGACAAGAGCUCUUAUACGGGUACCAGCAACAACCACAACCACCAGCAACACCGUAUUGACGUUGACGACAGCCUCUCUGGUCGUCAUGUAAUGGUGCCCAUGGCAGCUUCUUCAGAACAAGGCAAUGUCAACCAUGAUGAUGAUACUCAGGAUGUAAGUGCUAUGGAUGUCGACCGAGCGAUCCAAGAGAUGGCGCUGCACUCUGCUCCAUCAUCCCCAUCCAAGGGUCACCACUACGAUACCCGUCAGCAACGUUCCGCACGCUUUGCCACCAGCCCAUCACCAGAAGACGCCGAAUUAGGAUUCCUUUCUGAUGCCCCCUCGCCGUCUUUGCCAAUGUCGUUCACUGCGCGUUUGGUCUCUGUAUUGCAGGAUGAAGAUUUGGAGAUGGAGGAAGAAGAGUUGGAGCUCCACCGUAUCAAGCGCCGUCGUUGCAGCGAAGACUCGUCCUCAUCUGACUCUGGUCCAGAAUCCGCACCAACAUCGCCCAGAACCCCCCCAUCCAACCUGGAGGGUGGUCAAAGUGGUGAAGCCCCACUGCACCCUGAGAACUGUCUCCCACAUGCCGCCGUCCCUGGUCUCUCUGCGAGACGACUGUACAACCUUCACCCUGAGGGAGAUGAACACGAGUCUGGAAGCAACAAUGGGGGCAGUACCAACCCGUUCUUGAGCUCGCCCAUGACAGAUUACAUGUUACAGGAUUCAGGGAUGAUGAGCAAAGACCAGCAUCAUCGCUUCCUUGCUUCUGCCUCGGGUAGCAAUUCGAUCUCCACUGGUGCUGGUGCAGCCACAGGGACCACGGCCACGGCCACAUUGACUACAGGACACGGAGGAGCGACAAUGACCAGUGUUGCUGGAGGAGCAGGAUCUGUCGCUGUUGUCGUGGUUGAGGAUCUACUGAACCUUAACCGUCAAGGAGAAGGAGAAGGCCAAGUCGGGAUCCUCGCUACCACCGUCCACACCCGAUACCCAACCCGUUCAACAACUCAACGUCGUGUCAUCUAA